AUGCAGAGCUACGCAUCAACGAUAAAAAAGGCUGGAGGAUUAAAACCGGUGAAUAAUGAAUUGUUACAACCAAUGAAGGUACCGAAGAGACUCCUGCUAGGUCCAGGCCCGAGUAAUUUAUCAGAGAGAGUAAUAAAGGCGAUAAGUAAUCCUCUGUUGGGACACAUGCACUUGGAAACGUUUAAAAUGAUGGAUGACAUUAAAGCUGGCCUGCAGUAUGCAUUUCAAACUAACAAUAGGCUCACUCUCGCCAUUAGUGCGACAGGUCACUCAGGCAUGGAAGCUUCCUUAGCGAAUCUACUUGAACCCACAGACACUAUUUUAAUAAUAAAAGCAGGAUUAUGGGGUGAAAGAGCUCAAGAAAUGGCUAAACGAAUUGGAGCACAUGUCGAGAUUUUGGAGAUUGCACUAGGAGUAGCGGCAACUCUUGAAGAAUUUGAAGCUGCAAUGAUCAAGUAUAAACCAGCAGUUGUCUUCUUGACUCACUCUGAAUCUUCAACGGGUCUUAAACAGCCGUUAAUUGGAUUUGGAGACGUUGUCCGCAGGCACGACGCGCUGCUGAUUGUUGAUGCAGUUGCCUCCCUGGGGGGCGAGCCCUUUUUUAUGGACGCCUGGAAAAUAGACGCGGCUUACACGGGAAGUCAAAAAGUUAUUGGCGCUCCGCCUGGGCUUGCGCCGAUUUCAUUUAAUGAACGUGCUGAACGUAAAUUAUUUUUACGAAAAACUAAGAGCCCGGUAUUUUACUGGGACAUGGAAGAGUUGGGAAACUACUGGAACUGUUUUUCAGAACCCGUUAGGCGUUACCAUCACACGAUAUCCGCAACUCUGGUGUAUGGAUUGAGAGAAGGAUUGGCUCAGCUGGCGGAAGAGGGCUUGGAGGCAUCGUGGUACAGACACAAGCUAGCGGCGAAGAAACUUCAAGAGGGCCUGAAAGCGCGGAAGUUGGAAUUCUUUGUUAAAGAACCGGAAAAUCGGUUGAAUACCAUCACGGCCAUUGUUGUGCCACCUGGGGUCGACCCUCAGCUAGUCACGAGGAGAAUGAUGAAAAAAUGGAACAUUGAGAUCGCUGGAGGACUUGGACCGACUUCUGGAAAAAUAUUCAGGAUUGGAUUAAUGGGAAUUAAUGCUAACUUGCUAAUUGUUGACAAACUUCUCCAAGCUUUGGACGAAGUGUUGAGCUUCGCGAGACAAAGUCGGCUUUAA
This is a messenger RNA of Cotesia congregata, 1203 nucleotides long. Lineage: Eukaryota; Metazoa; Arthropoda; Insecta; Hymenoptera; Braconidae. The record is from the annotation of a GenBank genome assembly.